AUGUCAAACUUGGCAAAGCUCGAAUUCGUUGCACUUGACAUCUCUGGAAAGAACUACCUUUCAUGGAUCAAUGAUGCUGAGGUUCAUCUUGAGGCUAUGAACCUAAGGGAAACCAUUAAGGAUCUAUUGGCCAUUUGGGGAAAUCUCAAGGAAAGAUAUGACCAUCAGAGGAUGGUUAUUCUUCCUAAGGCUCGUCAUGACUGGAUGCACUUGCGUCUACAAGAUUUCAAAUCAGUGGCUGACUAUAAUUAUGCUAUAUUCAGAAUUAGCUCCAAGUUACAACUUUGUGAAGAGAAUAUAACUGAUGCAAACCUAUUGGAGAAAACUUUCACCACAUUUCGUGCCUCCAAUGUGAACCAUCAGUCCCGUCCAACUGGAUCUGCACCACUCCAUGAAGUGAAUGCUGCCUUGGCACCAUCUCAUGAGGCAUAUGCUACCUCAUCACAUGGCGACCGUCGUCGAGGACGUGGUCGUGGUAGGGGUACCUGUAAUGGUCAAGACCAAAAUAGUAAUAGCCACCGCUUGGGUCCAAGAAAUACCAAAGCAUCCCAUAACCACCAGAAGUGGAACAAACAAGACAAGGCAAAUGGCUCCCAACCUUUAGCUAACAGGGUGAUUGAGGAAGCAUGCCAUAGGUGUGGUACAAAUGGGCAUUGGGCACGUGUAUGCAUCACAUCAAAAUAUUUGGUUGAUCUUUACCAAGCCUCAAUCAAGGACAAAUGA
Messenger RNA from Prunus persica (peach), 723 nucleotides. RefSeq lists its product as uncharacterized. Gene Ontology annotation, molecular function: zinc ion binding; nucleic acid binding. NCBI's taxonomy places the organism in Eukaryota, Viridiplantae, Streptophyta, Magnoliopsida, Rosales, Rosaceae. Bases 1 to 723 code for a protein of 240 amino acids. The transcript is spliced from 3 exons. The record is from RefSeq and is a predicted model, not a curated record.